AUGCCACAUUUGUCCCGUCACCGCUUCCAACAACCAGCAAGACUAACCACCCCUAAGGCGCAAGGCGAAGGGGCUAAUGAGGGCAUGAAACAGCGCAUCGCGAUACACGAAGCGCCACCACACCAAAACCAUAUGACCUGCGAACACUCGCAUCUGGCAGAGACAUCAACCAAACUUCGCUCGCACGGACGCAUCCACACAGACGCCAAUCACCUCCUCUCCCCACUUCGCCCCUCCUUCGUUCCACCAACUCCACAAAUUAAAACACGAAUGCACGGAGAGAUGGCACGAGAAGGCAUAGGGACAGAGGCCGUGAUUAAUGCGAAUGUGUCUCAGAUACGGCCGCACUCCUCACUUUACCGACCCAUUCUCGGUGGGAUGGAGGGCUGA
Molecule: messenger RNA, 390 nt
Organism: Echinococcus granulosus
Lineage: Eukaryota; Metazoa; Platyhelminthes; Cestoda; Cyclophyllidea; Taeniidae
Exons: 2
Coding region: 1-390 (129 amino acids)
Source: RefSeq, a predicted model, not a curated record